Aphanomyces astaci is the source of this 3261-nucleotide messenger RNA. RefSeq lists its product as hypothetical. The transcript is spliced from 8 exons. Gene Ontology annotation, molecular function: calcium ion binding. The coding region runs from base 50 to 2587 and encodes 845 amino acids. Lineage: Eukaryota; Oomycota; Saprolegniomycetes; Saprolegniales; Verrucalvaceae. The record is from RefSeq and is a predicted model, not a curated record.
UAUCGGUUCUUUCUCGUGGAGAUAUCGAGUGUGACUCACGAGGAGCAACAUGGCAGCAUCCAAGGCCGAGUACCGUCUCGUCAAGGCGAAGCUGCGGACCGCGUGCACCAAACGUCGCAUUCGGCUGGAGGAGUUCAUGAAGACGUUCGACGUGCACAAAACCAAGAAGAUCACGGCCGACCAGUUCACACGCGCCAUCGACGCCAGCGGCAUCCGGCUAUCCAAGCCAGAAGUCGACCUGUUGAUUGCCAAGUAUCGACUGCCAGACGAUACCCGCAGCGUCGACUACCGGCGGUGCUGCGACCUCAUUGACAAGCCUUGUACGACCAAAAAGGCCGACAAGCUCUUGAAACAACCCCACAACAAAAUGGGAGUAGCUCCUCCUUCGCUGGGACUACAGCCUGUCGACGCUGAAGCCCUGCGCUCUGUCAAGGACAAGUUGGCCACGGCUAUACGCACCAAGGGCAUUGUAUUGAAAGACGUGUUUCACGACUUUGACAAGAACAACUCGGGAGUGGUCACCAAGGCUCGGUUUGUGCGGGACUUGAGCGCGGUGGUUGGCGGCGACUUGUCGCUGCGGGAAGUGGACGCCAUCACCAAAGCGUAUGGCUCCGGGCCAUUGGAUGUCCACUACAAGCAGCUGCAUGCCGACUUGCAGGUGUUCCCGUCGUCUAGUCUAGACAACGACAGCAACAACGACUCGCCACGCCCACGGCGUCGCGUGUCCAAUCAAGGCAGCGGCAACGACGUGGACGCCGUGGAGGCGCCGCUCCGGACCAUUGUUGCCAGAGACCGCAUCCGCAUGAAGAACUUCUUCACCGACUACGACCGCUUGCGCGCUGGCAAGUGCACGGACGGACAGUUCCAGCGCGCGGUGAAAGUGUGUUUUGGCGCGCUCACGGAGAAGGACCUGUCGAUCCUUGUCUCUGCGUAUAGCGUGCCAAGCGAGGACCCCAGCCACGAGCGCAAAGUGGACUAUGUUGCGUUUUGCAAAAGCGUGAGUUCCUUGGUUCAGGACCGAGAUGAUGCCAAUGACGAGCUGCAUGUGGACGUGGCGCCGUUGCCAACCGCGCCGUGCACCCGCGACACGCGCGGCGACCUCACGGACGCGGAAGCCGCUUCCUGGACCGAUAUCAUGACCCGGCUGAGCCACACCGUGGCUACCCGCCGCAUCCUCCUCAAGCCCCUCUUUUGCGACUUUGACCGCGGCAAGACCGAGUGCGUCUCGUGUGAACAGUUUGCCCGGGUCCUCGCCAUGUUCAACAUGUUUUUGACUUCGGCGGACGAAAAGCUAGCGAUUUUAAAGCGCUACGCGAGCACGCGCCUCAAUUCGCUGCCGCCGUCGCAUCUGUCGUUUGACAACAAGGCAUUUGUCAACUUUAAAACGUUCUGCUUGGAUUUAGACGAAUUUCAGCGGCGCGAUGCCGCCGCCAGCACAUCGUCAUGUCCAGUGUCGUCGUCGGCUUCGCCCUUGUCUGGUCAUGUAGCUAAAGUUCAAGUCCAAGUGUCUGAAGCGAAUCUCCAGCGGACGCUGCCCAUGGUGUUGCGGUACCUAAAGCAAAAAGCCAAACGAGACCGCAUCCGCAUCGACGAGUACUUUCGCGACUGCGACAAGCUGCGCAAAGGCAAAAUCACCAGGUCUCAGUUUGCAGCGGGGUUGAAUGCUGCGGGGUUUGUUUUGUCCAACGUGGACGUGGAAAUCUUGGCCAACGAGUUCAAAUAUGCCGUGGAAACCGAGCGAGAUGUGGACGGCGCCGCACUCGUCGCGUGGACGCGCUUUGCCGACGAAAUCGACGCUGUGUUUACCGUCAAGGGGUUGGAACGAGAUCCGACGCGGGACAUUCGCCAUUCCAUCGAAGCCGCGGAACAAACGGACGCCAUCGUGGACACUGUACUGGCCCCGGACGACGAAGCGGCGGUCGUGGCGGCCAUGCAGGGGAUGGCGACGUUCAUCCAGCACCAGCGCUUGGACAUCCGCCCGCCGUUCGAAGACUUUGACCUGUCGAACCAGGGGUUUGUGUCGGCGUCCAAGUUCAACCGUGUGCUAUCGAUCUUCAACCUAUUGCCGGCGAACGCGGCGACGGCACGCCUGCUGACGGUCAAGUUCUCCGAGCGCGGCAACGCCCCACAUUUGGGCGUGAGUUCCACGUGCGAUGUCAACUACCGCGCAUUUCUGUCGGCGUUAGCCAACCUCGCACCAGGGAAAGACGAUGCCACGACUACUGUACUGCCUGGUACGUUUCACGCUCUACCUGAUCGCAUUCGAAUUACUACGACAUGUAGGUGCGAGAGAGUUUCGCCUACGCCAGUCCCAUACCGAAGGGGAUCCAUUGACCGCCGAGGCCUGGCGCCGGCACGCCAAGCCAGCUCACGCCGUCGCGGUGGAGUCGCUGCUCAAGGAUAUUCGAUUGCAAACAGACACAAAACGCAUCCGGCUCAAGCAAUUUUUCACCGAGAGCGAUCGCCUGCGCAGCGGCGACAUCUCCGUCGCCAAGUUCCACACCGCCAUCAGCCGCAGUGGACUUCAUGUGGAUGCAAACGACAUCCUCACGCUCAAUUCGGCCUUCCAGUCCACGACGAAGCCUGACUUGAUCAACUACCGCGCGUUCGUUCUGGCCGUGGAAUCCACCGCACAUGUCGAGGAUUGCCGCGACCAUGUAGUGUUAUCCAAGCCAUCUGAUGCAUUGGAAACGCUUCUUGGACGAAUUCGAACCGCCGUCGACGUGAAGAGGUGAGCAUCGGGCGAGUUACAUUGAGGGGGGGUCGUUAUGCAGCUAUCUUAGACUGCACAUCAAGCCAUUCUUUGAAGACUACGAUCGAAAUUGCCUCAUGCACGUGUCCAAGACCCAAUUUGCAUCCGUGCUGGACAUGAUGCAGUUGGGAUGCACCCCGCAGGAAAUCUCGUUGCUCACAUCGACGUAUUGCGUGCGUCACGGCCGCGAAGACAAUCCCGACGUCAACUACCUGCGGUUCAUCCAAGAUGUCGACCAAGUGUAUUCCCACUUGAAUCAUCCUAUCGGCGUCAAGGCCGCUGUCAAGCCCAUCGUCAAGUAGAUUCGACUCAGUUAGAUCAACUACAUCACAAGUAUACAUGCAUGAACCAUCCAUCAUCACAGGCACAACAUGCGAUACCGGUAUGACGCAUGACCCGUCGACUUCUCCCUUCGCACGUUUGAUUCCUUUCCAUGUGGUGUGCUCCUGGACGACCCCAGAGUUCGGCGCGCUCCACAUCAUGACGGCGGCAUGAGACGUCUGUUUCAC